Messenger RNA from Phyllotreta striolata, 624 nucleotides. NCBI's taxonomy places the organism in Eukaryota, Metazoa, Arthropoda, Insecta, Coleoptera, Chrysomelidae. The record is from the annotation of a GenBank genome assembly.
CUGACACAUAAAACAUAUGACAGCAACAACACUGGUAGUAAAAUAUUGUAUAAAAUAACAAAAACUACAAAUAAAUAAAUAACCAUGCAGUCUCCCAGUGGAAUGGCGCACGGUUAUCCUGGCGCCUCAAUCCUACAAUGGAGCCCUGAUAAAAAAUACAGCGAUAGAGAGAGGUGGAUUUGCGUUUACCCAGCGUACAUUAACUGCAAAAAAACCAUAGCCCAAGGCAGGAAAUUAAACAAGGAAAAAUGCGUGGAGAAUCCCACUCAUCAAGAGAUCAGAGACGUAUUAGUCGCAGCAGGUUUGAAGGUCGGCGUGGAAAACAAAUUAUACAGCAGGGAACGAAGCAAAGAAUUGUUGUAUCGAGGACGAAUUAGAGUUCAAUUGAAAAACGACGACGGUACGCUGUGCAAUCCAAGUUUUCCCACUAGAGACAGCUUAAUGCUCCAUCUGGGAGACAUGAUUCCUAAAUUGAAGAGCAGGCAAAAUAAGGGCAGCGGAGACCCUCAACCGCAGACCACCAGCUCGAAAGGAAAGGGAAAAGGCAAAGGAAGGCGCUAAUAAAUUUUUUUGUUACUUAUAUAUUUGUAAAAUAGCUACUUUCAAUCAAUAAAUUUUGUAUUG